UUGAAGAAAAAAAUCCAAUGACCUUCCGGCUUGUAGCAUAGCCCCUCAACCAACUACGCUACCGCGGAUCACAAAGUAGUAGGGAAGAAGAAAUAUGGGUGUCAAGUAUUCACAAUAAAUGUCGCAAUUUCUUUGAUAUCUCAGGAGCAUCAUGAAGGUCAUGGUCAUGGACGUCAUGAAGAAGCAGAAGUGAAUUGAUGAGUGUCUGAUCCGUGAAGAAAAUGUCACAGAAUAGUUUUAGUAAGAUAUGGCGCGACGUGAAGUGAAAGAACUUUAUGCUCCAAAACACUGGUGAAUGGACAGUAUGCUUGUUGGUGCUAUGCUAGUCAUCAAGUUCUCUAAGUAGGAGUUCACAAAAUCCAGCUGUCUCUUACAGUACAUAUUUUCAUCAUUAUUCUUUAAUAAAGCCUUAAAAAUGCUAUCCAGAAAGAAGGACUUGAGGACAAUAAAGGAAGGUGUUGUUGGAAAAUAUGUAAAAAAGGAAACACCUCCUGAAAUGCCAAUUAUCAAUGUAUGGUCAACAGAGCCCAUUAGGAAAGGUCAUCGCCGAGGAACUCAAGCCCUAUCUCCUAAUAUGCCAGUAGUACAGCAGACCAGUAUUGUACAGAAGUUUGGCAACACUCGAAUGACGCCAAGUACCUUGGGUGGCCAUGAAGGAAAAUAUACUCCCAGCAGUUCUAUUCCUGACUUGGUUCAGAGAUUUGCUAGCUUAUCAGUUAGUAGUGGAAGUGAAGCAUCCAACAGCAGUCCACAUGUGCAUCAUCCCAUUUAUGGAGGUGGUUUGGCAUCUGCUAUGAGUCACACAUACAUGAAUCAGUAUACAGGUUCUGAAUAUAAUCUGGAUAAGGUUCAGGGUCCUCAGCUUGGCUCAGGUUAUGUCUCCUUGCAAGGUGCAGAUGAACUUCAUGAUCUUCCAGUACAUCAUGAAAUAGGUUACAAUGAUGUACCAGCAUACCACAGCCAUGUGGAAGAUUACCGUUUAUCACCAUAUCAACAAGUGCCUGUACCAUUUGGUCAGCAUUUGGUGUCACCCCAGUCACUCCAUCACCCCCGUCAUGACCCUCAUAAUAUUCACAGUCUGUCUGUGCCAGCUCAUUCACCAACUCCUCAGCAAGGACAAGGACAGCGGGCUCCUUCUCAAGGUGCUGGUAUUGAUCAAGCUGAAGAAUUACCAUUGCCUCCUGGAUGGUCUAUAGAUUAUACCAUGCGAGGACGAAAGUAUUAUAUUGACCAUAAUACAAAGACUACUCAUUGGAGCCAUCCUCUUGAGAAAGAAGGACUUCCAACUGGUUGGGAGAGAAUAGAAUCACCAGAAUAUGGCGUAUAUUAUGUUAAUCAUAUCACUCGUCAGGCUCAGUACGAACACCCUUGUGCUCCACAUUAUAUCUACCAGCCAGAGGUGCGGAUUCAUAUGGAAGUUCAGCCACGAGUACUGGCCCCUCCCCCUAGACACACCCACUUUCAUCCUCAUAGUGUACUGGUCCCUGCAAAUCCAUAUUUGAAUGAAGUGAUUCCACACUGGCUAACUGUAUAUUCAAGAGCUUCUCAAGACUUAGACCACAAACUUCGUUGGGAAAUGUUCAGAUUACCAGAAUUAGAUUGUUUUAGUGCUAUGCUGACACGUUUAUACAAACAGGAGCUUGAGGGAAUAGUCAUGCGCUAUGAAGCUUACAGGGCCUCCUUAUUUUGUGAAAUGGAUCAGAGAUUGACAGCAGCUUCUCCAGAUGAAGCAGAAGCAGCUACAGAGAUGCUGAAAGAAGCAGCACUGUCUCAGCAUGUAGAGACUAAAGUAUAAUACUUAUAUUGGAUUUCUGAAGUUAUACACAUAGGGUCUGGAACUGGAAGUAGCUGCAAAUAUCCAGAAGAAAAUCUGAGCCACUAUGGCUAAAUGUGUUUAGAACACAUGCCCUAUAUGUUUACAGAGAUGAAGACAAUAUUGUGCACUCUAAUAACAUGGACUGUCUUGUGGAAGCCCUUGGCCAACAGCAUGAGCCAAAUAAAUGGCAUCUGUUUAUUGAUUCCUUCAAUCUGCGUUUGGAAGUUGUGCUGCUUCAGAAUGAAAAUAAAUGACCUUCAGCUCCAGUAGCACAUGAUUUUCAUAUGAAGAAAUUAUAUGACAUGCAUCUUGGUAUGAAACAUUUCCUAUAUUAUAAAUAUUCUUGGCAUGUGUGUGUGGAGACUUUAAAGUGACUGCACUUGUUUCCUAUGUGAAUGGCCAGCCAAGCAUGGUAGUCACCAUUCAAAGGAGCAUGACAAGGAGUGACAAGCAUUAAUCCAAGGGCAAAACUUGAUGUCUGGUUAAUCUAGAUUAAAUUUUAAGUAAAGGUGAAGGAGCAGCUUGAAGAGCAUAUGAAGCAGUGACAACAAAUUUCCUUGGAAACUUCAAGACAGAAAAUUGCAAGUCGUUUGUUGAAGAACAUCCCAGUGUGUACAAUAGGAUCUGAAAUUUUGUUAAAAAUGACCUUUUUGGGUUCUUCCCAACAAUCAUGGGUGCUCCUGAUGAUGUGCAUGGUGAACACUUCCAUAAAGAAAAACCCACAAUGGAGAAGCAAUGCUAGGGCCCUAGCAUGUUUGCUGAGUACUGCUGGACAUUAGUAAGGGAGGCGCAGUGGGUUAAAUACAAGCAUAAAUCAUCUAUAAUUACAUUUUAGGUGAGUUCAGUUUGCUAUUUCUACUUUUAUUGUCAUUACUAGUUUUUUAAAUUAGUCCAGAUUUCAUGUUUGAUCACUCCAAAUUGGCAGAUGAAAGAAAAGUUCAAGGUAAUUUUCGAGCUCAGUAUUAAGAAAACUAUGAGAAUCCACCCAUAUUGUACAAUGACAGAAUUUUGUUUUGGUUCAAUGUAAUUUAAAUCUCUAAAACAAUAUUAUAUCAGAGUUCCACUACUGACAAAAGUAUUGCAGAGUUGUUAAAAAUCCCUGUCUUGUACACAUUUUGUUCAUAUCUGAUGCAAC
Molecule: messenger RNA, 2951 nt
Organism: Cryptotermes secundus
Lineage: Eukaryota; Metazoa; Arthropoda; Insecta; Blattodea; Kalotermitidae
Gene: sav
Product: protein salvador homolog 1
Exons: 12
Coding region: 416-1795 (459 amino acids)
Biological process (GO): regulation of cell population proliferation; hippo signaling; apoptotic process
Molecular function (GO): protein binding; molecular adaptor activity
Source: RefSeq, a predicted model, not a curated record